Molecule: messenger RNA, 2824 nt
Organism: Chiroxiphia lanceolata (lance-tailed manakin)
Lineage: Eukaryota; Metazoa; Chordata; Aves; Passeriformes; Pipridae
Gene: YOD1
Product: YOD1 deubiquitinase
Biological process (GO): endoplasmic reticulum unfolded protein response; protein deubiquitination
Cellular component (GO): nucleus; cytosol
Molecular function (GO): cysteine-type deubiquitinase activity
Source: RefSeq, a predicted model, not a curated record
GGUGCCGGUGCGGGGGCCGCGAUGCUGCGGCUGCGGCAAGGCCCGCAGCGGGUCCCACGCGCUGCCCGCGUUGUCCCCGCACUCCCCGCUCCGCGACAUGCAGGCCGCGCUGGCCGCGCUCACCGGCGUGCCCGCCCCGCCCAGCGCCUGCUGCUCGGCUUCCCGCCGCGCUCCCUCGACCUCAGCGACGGCGAGCGGCGGCUCGGCGAGCUCGGCAUCCACUCGGGUGACACCCUCAUAGUCGAGGAGGACACAUCCAAGCCCGAGCCCGACCCGCCUGUGGUGGCCAAGAGAACCAUGUCCCACCCGCUCAGGGAGGCCGUGCCCGUGCUGGCCAGGAGGGUGGUCCCAGCAGACAAUUCCUGCCUGUUCACCAGCGUGUCCUACGUGGUGGAGGGCGGCGUGUACGACCCCGGCUGCGCCCCGGAGAUGCGGAACCUCAUCGCCCAGAUCGUGGCGAGCGACCCCGAGUCCUACUGCGAGGCCGUGCUGGGCAAAACCAACAGGGAGUACUGUGACUGGAUCAGGAGGGAGGACACCUGGGGGGGGGCCAUCGAGGUGUCCAUCCUGUCCAAGUUCUACCAGUGCGAGAUCUGCGUGGUGGACACGCAGACCGUGCGCAUCGACCGCUUCGGGGAGGACGCCGGCUACGCCAAGCGCGUCCUGCUGAUCUACGACGGGAUCCACUACGACCCCCUGGAGCGCCGGAUCCCCGACUCGGACAUUCCCCCCCAGACCAUCUUCUCCACGAGCGACGACGUGGUGCUGGCGCAGGCCCUGGAGCUGGCGGACGAGGCCAGGAGGAAGAGGCAGUUCACGGACGUGAACCGCUUCGCCCUGCGCUGCAUGGUGUGCCAGAAGGGACUCACGGGGCAGCUGGAGGCCAGGGAACACGCCAAGGAGACUGGACACACCAACUUCGGGGAGGUGUGACACGGGCAGCAUGAGGAUGGUUCCAUCAACUACCUCACCGGUCCAGGAUCAGAUUCUGGAUUCCCCCAGAUAAGCUGUUUGUAACCGUAAAGAAAAACUCCGUUCGUGACAAAACAAAAAAAAAAAAAAAAAAAAAAAAAAAAAAAAAAAAAAGAGAAAAGCUUGAAAAGCAAAGUAGCAAAGUUAACUUCCUGGUGGCCAGGUUUGGGAAUAGGGGAUUGGAAAUAGGGAUCUCCUCGCAUAGCGUGGUGGACAGGGGCAGCUACACCUCGAUUCCUGGAAUAGCCUUUUGUGUGUGUGGUCUGAGCAGAUGGACACAAUCAGGCUCAACACUGGUGUAAAAUCCACCUCUGAGUUGCUGAGUGAACCUCUCUAAGUUUUCCAGGUAAUUAAUCCAAAGGUUUGGGAAACACACGUAGCAGCAUUAGUUACACUAAGGAUUAGGCUCUGCACCUGGGAGCACUUCUCAGAGGAGAAGCUGCUCGUGUGGUGCACAGCUUGUAAGAGAAAUAGCAAAUACAACAUCAAAAUGCAAUUUGUAGUAAAAAGAGGAUCUCAGAGCUGCCCUACACCACGUACCAUCAGGAGCAGACUGUAGUUUGUGUGAAGAGAACUUUAGGGAAAGAAGUGGCCUCUAAGCUUUAAGGUAGCCUUCUUUAAAUUAAUGAGUAGAUGGAUAAGUGUUGAAUAAACCUAUUAAUCCUCCAUAGGUAGUUUUUAGUUGCUUGAAAAAGAAUAACUCUCAACCCCCUGGUGUUUACACUGCAUCAGAACUUAGGCAUGUUUUCCUGGAAUACUUGGUAUUCUUCUUCUUAAUAAUACUGGAAAUUCUGGCAAGAGGGAAAUAAGUUAGGGAAGUGACUUAAUUUGCAUCUGUUAAAUACAUUUAAGCAGACUUUACUUGAGUAGAGCCAGUCAUGGCCAUAGUGUUACAAAGCUGUUCCAGGUUCCAAAUACUGUAUUAUGAGCACUUUAAGGUUGAGUUCUCACUCUUUGCUGGUAAUAAGUUUUGCCCUUUUAAGGCCAGAGUGCUGAGCCAGAAGGGAGGCUUGAAGUUUCUUCAUCUGCUUUCUGCCUUAAUGUGUUUGUUUUAUCACUGGUGACUGUAGAUUAGCAAGACUUUUAAUUCUGACAAUGAAAGGUGCAGUUGAAAUUUCAGAACAAAAUAAGCUGUAUUUGUACCGUUGAGUAUCAGGGAAGAUGAAAUGGGUUUAAUAUCUUACCUCACAGUGGGGUUGUGAGGCUUAACUGCAAGUGCUUUUGAGGUCUUUUAAAAGGUGCUGUAAAGGUGCAUAUUACUGAAGGGGAUUUUUUUUUUUUCCUUUGAAAUGCCUGCAACACAUACUUUGUUUCUUGAAUUUUAAAAUAUUCUUUGCCUGCCAUUUUUCUGUUACUGUCUCGAGUGACCUUCCUUGCACUUUUAAAACGGGGAGCAAGAACGUGCAUCUGCCUUUGGACUGAGGCAGAAAUAAACCCACUUUCCACGUGGAACCUAAAAUCCAGUUUUAAAGGCCCCCAUUCCUUAAGGCACCUGGCUAAAGUGGUGCAGCAAAACCACCUUUUAUACACAGAAAUCAUGUUUCACUGAAGUUCUCAGCGAAAGCUCCCGGUUGGAUCUUGAAACACAGGAAGGUCUUAUUGAAGAAGAAACAUAAUUACACAGUGCUUUGCUGAAUUAAGGCAUGAAUAAUUAAAUAUAAAGACUAGAAUCACCAAGAGCACUAUGGACCAGGUUUGGGUUUAAUUCAGUAUUAAAAUACACAUUAGCACUGUUGGAAGUUUCCUGUAGAAAACCAUUUAGCUUCCAGUGUUAAACCCCGCUCUGCUUUUAGCCUGUCAUUAGGAAAAGAAGAAAAAAAAAAAACCCCAAACCCAACAUUAAAACCAGCCC